Schistocerca nitens (vagrant locust) is the source of this 3625-nucleotide messenger RNA. Its product is annotated as knirps-related protein-like. The coding region runs from base 409 to 1782 and encodes 457 amino acids. Gene Ontology annotation, biological process: regulation of DNA-templated transcription. Lineage: Eukaryota; Metazoa; Arthropoda; Insecta; Orthoptera; Acrididae. The record is from RefSeq and is a predicted model, not a curated record. The transcript is spliced from 3 exons. Gene Ontology annotation, molecular function: zinc ion binding; DNA-binding transcription factor activity; sequence-specific DNA binding.
CCCGCCGCGCUGCGCCUCGCGAAAACCCCGCCGUGUCGACGCGCGCGCGCCACCUGCCGACCGACGCCCACGGCGCGACACAGCCAGCGAGGCACGCACCAGAGCUCCCUGGCCGUCGGCAGUCUGUCUCUCUCCCUCUCUGCGCCACCGCCUCCCGUGUGACGUACCUAGUGGCACCUGUUGUGCUCUGCGCGAGUUUAGCUAGGGACGAGGAGGGAAUAAAACAAAUAAAGGAUACGUAGACGGUUCCGUGUGCGAAGACUGGGUCACGCGUACUCUCGAAAGUCCACAGUGCAGUGGUCGACUGAUGUCCGUGGGAUAUUGAAACUGACGGAGGUACUCACGGCCUCCAAGACGGCGGCGAUUCGCGUGUUACGCCCGGGCGAUCCGUCGGGAGAGCACCACAAGAUGAACCAGCAGUGCAAGGUGUGCGGCGAGCCUGCGGCUGGUUUCCACUUCGGCGCCUUCACCUGCGAGGGUUGCAAGUCUUUCUUCGGACGGUCAUACAAUAACCUCGGCUCUAUCUCCGAGUGCAAGAACAACGGGGAGUGCGUGAUCAACAAGAAGAACCGCACAUCCUGCAAGGCGUGUCGCCUGCGCAAGUGCCUGCUAGUGGGCAUGUCCAAGAGCGGCUCCCGCUACGGCCGGCGCUCCAAUUGGUUCAAGAUACACUGCCUACUGCAAGAACAGCAGCAGCAACAACAACAGCAGCAGCAGCAGCAGAACCACCUCCACCAGCAGCAGGUGGGGAGGCAGCAGAGGUCGCCCCCGCAUCCAUCUGCGUUGGGGAUACUCGGCCACCAUCAAGCCCAGCCCGGCAACCACCCUCAUUUUGACCCGCGAUUACACCACCAGCUGGCUGCAGCCAUGUCGCACCACCACCACCAGCGGGCCAAGGAAGACCUCAUGCUUCUGGGUCUGGACGAGUACAAGAAUUCGACGUCGCCGUCCAUCAGUUCCCCGGAGUCACACAACUCCGAUUCGUCGGUGGAGGUGAGCGACCAGCGGCUGGCUUCGCGGACAGCGAGCCUCUUCAAGGAGUCGGCGUCCCCGGCAGCGCACAAGGACGGAAUGUUCGUUCCGCUGCCGUUCGCGACGUUGGCGUCUCUGGCGCCUUCGGUGUUCCCGCACGCUGCCGCCGCGGCAGCCGCCGCCUUCUUGCAGCCGUCGGCGUUCGCCGGUGCGGGAGCGGCAGGCGCGCCCUUCCUGUUCCCGACGCACGGCGGAUACGUCUACCCUCCGGCGGGCCAGCACAAGCAGCACGGCCACCACGCCGGAAUGCCCAAAAUGCCGACGACGCACGCCUCCACUCUCAACAAUAACACCAUCGACGCCGCGGCCGGCAAGAGGUUCUUCCUGGACGCCAUCCUGCAGUCCCAGAGGGUCUCCCCGCCGUCUACGCCGAGAGGCGCCACGGGCAGUGACGUCGACGCCGACGACGACGCCAACGAAGAUGACGGCUCGUCGUCGCACCACUCUCCUUCGCUGCUGCUCUCCGAUCAGGAGCAGGAGAACCCGAUGGACUUGUCGAUGAAGGGCUGCCGCAUACGAGCCGAAGAGCGGCGGUCGCUGUCGCCGGGAGGGUUCAGCGGCAGCAAGGGAAGUGGCGGAGACGGCGCCGACGAGGACGACGAAGGCGACGCCGACGGAGACGGCGACGCCGACGGCCACCGCUCCGACUCGGGGCUGUCGCACGGCUGCGGCGCAGACGUCGACGACGCGGAGGGCCACGCCUCGCUGGCGCACCGUGCCACGCCCAUCGAUCUCACGACCAAAGCGUGACGCGGCACAGCCCCGAACAACCUGCCUUAGGUGUUUGUGUACCACGGCUGUACACAGUCUCAGAUGCCUUUGUAUACAGCUGCUUGUCACUGAAAACAAAGUAGCUUCAUGUCCAAAGACGAUUCGAGUUAUCGACACACUCUAAUAGUUCGUGAAUUCCUGUAUGACCUCAUAUGCAAACAUUAUCUAAAGCCAAGGGACUAGUGUCACAAACUAUCUUUCCACCUCUUGCAAAGACAAUUAUUUUUAAUUUCUCAAUUCAUGCUUGAAAACGUAUCGUCUGUUCAGAUUCACUGGUAAUUGCCACUUCCAAGUUGGAACGGAGUCACUGUUGCUCAUUGUAGCUAACAGACGACACGAAGACGUCUUUUGAUGUCGCACUUCGGAAUACGUAACGUAAACGAAACUUCCCGUCCUAGAAUUGGCUUUGCUGAAAAAGCCACGGAAGCGUCGCUGUCACUAUCGAUAAUGAACAUCAAGUAAAUCGCAGAUCAUCUCUUCAGGUGUUCUAUACACCGUGUUUCAAUCGAAAGCAGAUGCAGACAGCCAGGAUAUGAGAUCAUUCCUCUUUUCGACACUUACCUCCCUACAUCCUGUACACAAAUGUACUUGUACGUCUUUAGGAAUAGGAAAUCUGUACACUUAGUUGUGGCGAUAAACAGCUCAGAAAUAAACAGUGCAGUUCUGUAGAAAAUUAUAGCAUGUUUUGUCCCUUGGAAGCUGCAGACACGGACUGAGUGAUGAAUUACAUAACUACGUUGUAACAUGUCGAUCCCACAACCUAAUUCGCUGUUUAGACUUUUAUUUUACACUCACUGACUAUAAAUCGAAACAUCAAAAGAGUGUACAGAACUUGGAAUUAAGCGUUGACUGUCACAGUUGAUCGAUAUUUUGAGCAUAAGAAUAUUGCUAGUUACAAUAAAAUGCGUAGUCGUGAUUAAUGUUUCACAAAUCUCGUAUGUAUUUUAACCUUUCAGCUAUGUUUACUUCCAUACAAUUUGUCCAUUGAAGAAAAUGAAGAAAACAAGUGUCAUUAUUCAGUAACCUUUCCCACGAAUUAAUUAUGGUAUGGUUCGUUUAACAUUCUUUAUCUUUAAAAUUUACGGAAUCGUACAUCGAGAAAUGUUGCUCAUAACAGCGUUCUUCUGCUCACAGCUGUUACAUGCCGGUCAAUUACAAAAAGUUACAAAUCGUUGAAAACUGAAUUGUACGCCUCAAGCAAGACACCAAUGAACUGUUUUACCUGUGGGAAGACAGCUGAAGACAAGCAUGUAACCUUUUGUUUCGUUUUACGGUGGUUCCGCCGCACUAAUAAGUGAAAUUCACUAAGAUAUCAACUGGAAUUUCUGUUUAUAACCCAACCCUCUUAUGUUUCCCGUGUCACAGUAAACACUGUCCGAGUCAGUCUCAUUUUUCAGUGCUUCAUUUUAGUCUCUGAGCACUGCUAGUGGAAGGUCUAAUUCAUAACUUAUCUAACAGGUCGAAAUAUUAUAAACUAUUUUUUUUUCAAACAGCUGAACCUGACCAACAUUUCAAAUAAAAUCAAUGAAGGAAUGAUCUCAUUGUCGUAUGUCUGAGGUUGGUGAAAUUUUGUGAUAUCAUGUUGUUGAUUUCUAUGACAGCGGAAUGCCGUAAGUGAAACACUUCUGGGUUUUGUUAUAGUCAAAGUUAAUUAAUGUCACAAAUCUGGUGAAAAGAUUUAAUUAUGUGAAGAAAGUUACUAUGGGACUUAUGGCCAGUCUGAGUAAAUAUUUUUGCUGUUAUUGUUUGAGUUUAGUCUAAAGACUAUCUGACAAUUAUACCUGCUUGUUCAUGAUAUUUAGCAACAAAUAAUGUUAUUGUA